Messenger RNA from Sardina pilchardus (European sardine), 1398 nucleotides. It is a transcript of the gene slc38a11, whose product is annotated as solute carrier family 38 member 11. Gene Ontology annotation, molecular function: L-amino acid transmembrane transporter activity. The transcript has 12 exons. The record is from RefSeq and is a predicted model, not a curated record. NCBI's taxonomy places the organism in Eukaryota, Metazoa, Chordata, Actinopteri, Clupeiformes, Clupeidae. Gene Ontology annotation, biological process: amino acid transmembrane transport. The coding region runs from base 1 to 1398 and encodes 465 amino acids.
AUGGAGAAUGGAAUAGUCAACAAACGUGUCGGAGAUCAACAGACUGAUAAUGAUGAUCGCAAAUCGCUUUUAUCGACGCAAAAGGACGAGGUCGAAGGAGGAACAAGCUCGAUGACCUCUGCAUCUUUUAAUUUCAUCAAUUCAAUUAUCGGAUCUGGAAUAAUAGGAUUACCAUAUUCUCUGAACCAAGCUGGCCUACCACUAGGAUUGCUGCUGCUUGUGGGUGUCGCUUUCAUCACAGAUUACUCGAUCAUACUGCUGAUUAAAGGUGGCAAUAUCUCAGGGACAAGCAGUUACCAGUCUUUAGUGCACAGCACAUUUGGAUUCUCUGGAUAUCUGGUGCUGUCUGUACUGCAGUUUCUAUAUCCCUUCAUAGCAAUGAUCAGUUAUAACAUAAUUGCAGGAGACACUUUGACAAAGGUGUUUCUGAGGAUACCUGGAGUUGGCCCAGAAAGCAUGCUUGCAGAACGCCAUUUUGUCAUCCUGGCAUCCACCAUUCUCACCACUCUUCCACUGUCUCUUUAUCGUGACAUAGCCAAGUUGGGAAAGGUAUCCUUACUUUCCAUGGUGUUGACUCUUGCUAUCCUCAUCAUGGUCAUCAUCAGGGCAGCUACUCUUGGACCACAGAUCCCCCCUGCAGAGGAUGCAUGGUCAUUUGCGAGGUGGAAUGCCAUCCAGGCAGUUGGUGUCAUGUCCUUUGCCUUCAUCUGCCAUCACAACAGCUUCCUGAUUUAUGGCUCCCUACGAGAGCCCACUCUGAGCAACUGGUCACGUGUUACACACCUGUCAGUGGGCUCUGCGUUCCUGGUCAGUGCAGCGUUUGCGGUGGCAGGCUAUGCCACCUUCACAGGAUACACACAAGGGGACAUAUUUGAGAACUACUGCAGAAAUGAUAACCUCGCCACAUUUGGCCGCUUCUGCUAUGGCGUCAGCAUUGUAACCACUUUCCCUCUUGAGUGCUUUGUUACACGAGAGGUGGUGUCAAAUGUUUUCUUCAAAGGAGUUCUCUCCAACACUGCCCAUGUUGUUGUUACCUUCGUUAUAGUAUCUGCAUGUACUGCCAUGUCUCUGGGUUUUGACUGCCUUGGUGUUGUUCUGGAAUUAAAUGGUGUAUUAAGUGCUACCCCACUCAUAUUCAUCAUUCCAUCAGCGUGUUUCUUGAAGCUGUCAUCAGGUCGCUGGUUUCAGGGGGAGAACAUCAUCCCUAGCAUCAUCUUGAUGGCUGGGGUCUUUGUUAUGACCACUGGCCUAGUCAUGACAAUCCUUUACCCUCAGGACUGCUCUCACGGGGCAGAGAUGUUUUAUUGCACGACUUCCAACAUGUCUGUGAUUACAACCACCGCACCUUCAACAAUGCCAGUGCAGAAUUCCACUCAGGGCAUCUUUGACAUGGAUUAA